AUGGUCACAUACUGAUGACAAGCUGGACUCAGCUACAUCUGAUUCUCCCAGCUCUCUGAAAAAGGACUGAGGCAUGCUCUGAAGACAGAAUUCAAAACAACUGCCAAGAAGACUUCCAGCAGCAGCAGCAUACAAAUUAUGAAAGUGAAAAAGGAAUAA
Nannospalax galili (Upper Galilee mountains blind mole rat) is the source of this 159-nucleotide messenger RNA. Its product is annotated as ATP synthase subunit epsilon-like protein, mitochondrial. Lineage: Eukaryota; Metazoa; Chordata; Mammalia; Rodentia; Spalacidae. Gene Ontology annotation, biological process: proton motive force-driven ATP synthesis. The record is from RefSeq and is a predicted model, not a curated record. The transcript has a single exon. Gene Ontology annotation, molecular function: proton-transporting ATP synthase activity, rotational mechanism.